This is a messenger RNA of Mytilus trossulus (common blue mussel), 1641 nucleotides long. Its product is annotated as cytochrome b5-like. Gene Ontology annotation, molecular function: heme binding. The transcript has 6 exons. Bases 53 to 442 code for a protein of 129 amino acids. Gene Ontology annotation, cellular component: intracellular membrane-bounded organelle; membrane. The record is from RefSeq and is a predicted model, not a curated record. Lineage: Eukaryota; Metazoa; Mollusca; Bivalvia; Mytilida; Mytilidae.
UAUAGGUUUUCUUUCAUUUCCGGGACGUUCACGAAAUCUCGACUUUUGCAAAAUGACGGAAGUUUUUAGAGAAUCCGACGUAAAAAACAACACUGAUAAAUCAAAGACUCUUAUGGUCAUUCACGAUAAUGUUUAUGAUGUUUCAAAGUUUCUUGAAGAGCAUCCUGGUGGAGAAGAAGUAUUAUUAGAGCAAUCAGGUCGAGAUGCCACUGAAGCCUUUGAGGAUGUUGGCCACUCAACUGACGCAAGAGAUCUUAUGAAAGAUUACAUUAUAGGAACAUUACAUGAGGAUGACAGGAAAUCCAUACCAAUUAAGGAAAAUACAACAAUAAACGCACCUUCAUCAAGCCAGGGGAGUUCCUUGACUGGCUGGCUGAUUCCAUUUGGUGUUGCAUUGGCCGCAGCUCUUGUUUAUAGAUAUUUUAUGUCACAAAACAAUUAACAAAUGUCAUAGUUCAGUUUUUAUAGUUUUAAAAGAAGAAUGUAUGAACGGAAAGUAAUGUAAAUUGUGAGGAAAUAUCGACGGUUGUUGAAAUUAUUUAUUAUGUAAAGUAUGAUCAAGAUAUAGGGAUCAGUCAUUUUUUCAUCUGUUUUUGUUGCCUUUCUUUUCAGAACAUUGCUUUUUAAAGAAUUAUUUAUACUUUCAAGAUAAAAUAAGUUAAAUUUUUUACGUUUAAUGUUUUUGAAAAAUGACCAUGACUGUUAUUAAUGGCACAAUUUUGCAUUUAAUUUUUUGUACAGAAUGUGCUAAAUUAUGAUCAGUAAUAUUUUUACUAACACUAUUGAGGAAGAAACUAAAAAGGUUAUAAUGAGGAGAAUUUGUUUGAUAUUUUGUUUAGCAGAAUAGAAUGGUGUAGCUAAGAUAGAUUUUAAUUUUAAUCUUGAAUCAUCUUAAGAACUGUGAACAUUUAGUUUUAUAUAUCUCGACUAGAAUAUAAUUUAUACAAUCACACCAUAACAUAAUUGGCUAAAUUUUAUUUGUUUUGUAAACUGUCAUUAAUGAUAGGAUUUUUGUUUAUGCUUUUAUAAAAGUUCUUUAUAGUUUCAUAUAUUAUCAAGUAUUAUGAAUUUGUAUUUGUAUAAUACAAUUUUUAAAUGAGAUAUAUAUUAUACAUAUAAUGGUAGAUAGUGUUACCAGUAAUUAGUUAAACAAUAUUUAUCCUUUUCUUUCUGUUUUAAGGAAAAUUCUGCUUUGAAAUUCAUUUAUUUUUUUGUUCAGAUUUUCGUCAAGUUAUCACAUUGAGGAUUGCAAAAGAAAACACUUCAAUAUUCUGUUUCACAAAUUAAAGAGUUUAAAAACAUGAAAAAAAAUGUACUUAAUCAUUCAUUAUGCUGAUUUAUGUUGUGCAUCAUCAUUUAACUGGAACAACUUGUAGCAUAUUUCAUUCAAGAAGUGAAUAAAUAAAUAAAAUAAUUUAAAAAAUAAGUCUGCAUUGUGCUUUAUAGUUGUCCAUUAUCAUAGCUGUGUUUGUUACACAAAUCAAUAAUCUGUGGUACUGUGAAAUGUAGGUAUGAUGAAACUUGUGUAUUUUUAUAUCGAUUCCAACAUGUAUCAGAAUAAAAGUGAGAAGCAGAAUGAAUCAUUGUAUGUGCUAUUCUAUUAUGAAGCUUACAAUCAGAAAUAAAGACAUUUGCAAUUUA